CGAGGAGGAGGCGGCGGCGAUGGCAGAGCCCGCGUGGAGAAGCUUCCGCGCCAUCUGCUAAAGCCCGGACCGCCGGUCUCCCCGAGAGCAGAAACCUCCAAGCGGUUUACAAAUCCCAACGAAAAGGAAUUAAUGCAAGAAUCAAGAAAUGUAGGGAACUGAAUUUAAGACUGGAAAAAGGAGAAACGGAGAGAUCCAAAAUGGGCAGAUCCUUCCAUCCGUAGAGUUCGGCAGUAUUGGAUGUCAGGAAGGUGACGAGAGAUCCCGCUUGAAGAAGAUGCAGCCAUCUUUACAUAUCUGACAAGUUGAAUCAGGAGAACUGCAAACUCACUAUAAAAACAAUAUACAGAAGAGCUGGUGGAGCAGGAAAGCAGAACUUUGAGCUGGAACCAAGAUGACGACAGCUGCGCCAGUGGCUGAGAAUUCCAUGUCUUCGGCAAAUGUGACCACAAAGUCUCAAGAACAAAUUCUUUAUCAGAGUUCUGGAGCGAUUGUGGCAGCCGUCGUAGUUGGUGUAAUUGUUAUAUUCACCGUGGUUCUCCUCUUGUUGAAAAUGUAUAACAGACGCAUGAGGGCAAAGCGGGAGCUGGAACCGAAGAAUGCCAAAGUCAUGAUCCCCUCCACGUUGGGACAGAACAGCAAGAGUGCCAGCCGUACCACAACAGUAACAUUUGUCCCCGUGGACAUCCACAUGCCAGAGAGAAGGCCGUGAGGCAUGAGCGUCUUGGAGAGCGACCAGCCAGAUCAAAACCUGGGCUCAAGGAAGGCCUACAAAUCAUCAACGUAGAAGAAGACUCUGAAAGGUGUUGUUACCAAUAGCCUACUUCCUUUGGCCAGAUGGCCAUGCUUCUAGACAACUGAGGGAAUUCCAAGCUGUCACCCAUUCAUGAAAGUGGUGUCUUGUCUCUACAGCUGUGGAUGUGGGAGGGGUCACUAGCGGCACAGCUACCCCUGUUGUUGGGUCACAAUAUGGCCUUCCACAGUUUUCUGCUACUUCAUCUUAGGCCCAGCUCAUACAUUUCCUCAGUCUCUUGGAUUCUGAAUGGUCCUUUGCUUGUUUGAGAUUCUGGAGAGGUGGAGAUAAACUUCCUUCCAUCCAGGGCUGUUCCUACUGUUGUGCAGAAUGAAGUAGGCAGCAGAUGCUGAGGGAUGGAGGGUGGCGGUGAGGAGUCGGAGGAUGGAGCUGUGUGUGCCACAUGGCCUGCACAGCAUUCCCAAAGCCAGUGUGCUCCCCUCAGGUGCCAGUAUAAGGAAUGGAGGGGGGGUUCAUCUUGUCAUUUGCUUAUUGCAGCCAGGGCCGGUUCUAAAGGGUGGCCAGGUGGGGCACUGGCCCGAUGGCCCCUGGAGCUACAGGGGCCCCCUCACCUGCCCUUCCGCGAUCCACGCCCCCCCACCUACCCGUCUGCUGUCUUUUACCAUUGCCCUUAAUGAAGAUGGCGGCUGCGGUUUCCCUAAGGUCCUGAAGCCCCUGCUGCCAUCUUAGUUGAUGGCAGAGAUGCGUGUGCAUAGCACGCACACAUGCCAUCAACAAAGAUGGCGGCGGAGGCAUCAUCCCCUUAGGGAAACUGUGGCCGCCAUCUUCGUUAAGGGCAAUGGUAAAAGACAGCAGACAGGUAGGUGGGGGGGCUGUGUGUGUGUGUGUGCGCGCACACACACACACACGCCGGGGCCCAGGGCAAGCUGAUGCCCAAGGGCCCUGGCAUUCCUAGUGCUGGCCCUGAUUGCAGCAGUGGGGAACCUUUUUUAACCCAAGGGUCACAUUUCCUUCUGGGUGGGGCCAGAGGCAAAAGUGGACUGAGCAAUGAAGUUAAAUUUUGCCUUUAUAGAGUAGACUAGUUUGUAUACACCCUCACACACCCCUCUCUGUCCUCAUGCAAGAGGCAUUAUCAGAGUUCAGUUGUGCCGGACUCCUCCGUGUGCCCCUCCUUGCCCUCUCCUCUGCCAUGCUGGGGGAGAUGGCCAUGGUAGCAUUGGCCGCUGGCUUCAAGCCCUCUGGCGGCAGCUCCUUCAAGCCAAAGAAAGAUUGCAUAAACACCAGGUAGUAUCGGCACUUUGGGGCUAACCUCCCCUUUGUAACCGCAGAAGAAGAAGUGGUGCCGAGAGACAGCGGGCGCUGCAGCUGCAGCUGCCAAGACUUCUGCCAUCUUAGAUGUUUUAAGUGAUUGCGAGUCAGGGAAGGUGCUAGGCUGAAUCUUUCUCCCUGACGUGCUAGCUUUCUGUGUUCUGUGGUUUGUUGCUUUUCCUCAUAUGGGGAGCAUUUGAUCCGUUGACAUCUUAGCUGGAGAAGCUGCUUUCUACUGCGUUGGUCCAUCUAGCUCAGUACUCUCUACACUGACUGGCAGCGGCUCUCCAGGGUUUCAGACAGGGUUCUCUCCCAGCCCAACCUAGAGAUGCUGGGGAUUGAACCUGGGACUGUCUGCAUGCAAGGCAGAUGCUCUACCGGUGAGGCCCAGCCUUUUCCAUUAAAAUGCUCCAUCACCUUAGCGCUACAAAGCCUCUUAAAACACAAAACACAGUGGACUUUAUGUAGGUUGGAAAGAGAAGAGGAAAUGCUUUGAAAAGUGUGAGGCAAACAAAUGACUAAACAGGAAAGUAUGCAAACACCCCGCAAGGAAAUCGGGAUGAGUGCUCAUUGUUGUAUAACCUCCCUGCACACAAAUCAGCACAAAUGCUCGCUAAAGACAUGAUGUAAUCUAACCUCCGCGCAUCAGGAUGAAUGCUCAAUAAAUAGGUCAUCUGAUUGGCCAAGUCUGUGGGAGGCAGGAUGGUCUGAUCCAGCAGGACUCUUUCUUCUAAUGGUCUUAUCUAGAUCCAGAAAUUGCUUUACCACCUGAUGUUGCUGACUGUAUAAACUGGCUCUGAUUGUGAAUACUGGUGGAAGGGAGCCCCCUCACCUCACCCCAGAAUUUCAGGCAAACAAAGGAGAAAAUGAGUGUACCGGGUCUAAAAUGUCUCCCCGUGUGGGUUUGGUGUUUCUCUUGUGGGGGUCAGUAAUGCAGACAAUCAAAAUGAAGCAGCAUUUUGUGAAUUCCCAGCUCACAAGGCUGUGAAGACUGACACGAGCUGGGGAGGGAGGGAGUAUAUCUGGGCAAUGGAGGCUGGUCUAUGCCCACCAACCUCAGCUUGCCUUCAGCCAGCCCUCAUCUGCCUGCCUUCUUACUUACAGCCACUCCAGCCCUACCUGCCACCUUCCUCUGUGUUGUCCUGGUAGAACUCAGCAAGAAUGAUGGGUACAAAGCUCAAGUUGAUUGGCUCUGCCCAGGGCCGGAUUAUCCAUUAGGCUUAGUAGGUUGAAGCCUAGGGGCCCAGAGUUCUUGGGGGCCCAUGGGGCACUGGCCCGAGGGCCCCUGGAGCUACAGAGGGCCCUCCGCUCUUCUUCCAUGAUCCCAGAAGCUGGACAGGAGCCACGGAUCGCAGGACAAGAGCUUCUGAACCACCCACCAUCCCCCCGCUUCACUUACCUUUUUCUCUGCUGUUUUUGUGGUUUGCCAUCAAUCAAGAUGGCGGCCAAGGUUUCCCUAAGGGGCUGAAGCCUCUGCCGCCAUCUUGGUCGAUGUUACGCAUGCGUGCCUAAAAGGAUAGGGCCCCCCAAACACCAAUCAGCCUAGGGGCCCUCCUCAGCUUAAUCUGGCCCUGGCUCUGCCUAUUGUUGGCUCUGGCUCCCCCUACUGUUGACCUCCCUGUCUUCCACCCUUCCAGUCCCAGUGGGCACCAGCCACCACGACUGUUACUGGCUUUGCCUGUCAUUGGCUCUGGCUUCUCCUACUGUUUGGUCUCCCUGUCUUCUGCCGUUACAGUCCCAAUAGGCACCAGCCACCACUGGAUCUGAGGUACAACUCAGGACACGAUUCAGCAUGAGUUAGGCUGCAGUCCUGUACAUGCUUCCCAGGGAGCAAUUCUCACUGAUCUCAGUGAGGUUUACUUAAUGAAUAGACAUGUAUAGGAUUGCACUCUAAGCACACUGUAACAUCCAUGUGACUGAACUUUGAUGUAUUCUCUUGCACCACAGCUCCUGUUCAAUAAAUACUCUGCCUGGGGAAACUUGACAUAGCAACUGAAUUUAUUUAUUUUGGUCCAGUUUGGUUCUGGUGUCUUUUUAAAAUGAAAGCAUGGAAUGAAGAAAUAAUAUUUUUUUAAUUGCAAGACAGCAAAGACCAGCAGGGGCAGAAUGGAACCUGAUGGGGUUUGUGUAUGCUGCUACUUAAAUAAAAUAGAUUUUUUAAAAAUAAUGAUUGGUGUCCAUAGAUAAUAUUUCUGACCUGUCUAAAAAAAAAUGCAUGCUGCGUUCUCCUUCUGCCAAAUUUAAAAAGAAUCUCAGAAAAGAAGUGAAAACCUUUCUAAUAUGGAACUGGUCAGAACAAAAAAGUAAACUACCAGGUAGGAGAUAAGAUUCAAAAGCAACAUUGAAGUUCAUGAAGUAACCCCCACCCAUAUCUAGGAAUGGACGGUUCUGUCCCCUUCAGUUCCUCUCUGUUUCUCAUUUUCCCAAUCUUUAGUUCUCCAUAUUUCCACACCAUUUUGUGAUUUUUUUUAAAAAAAAACAAGUCCUCGUGAAAAUUCUGCAGCAUUUUAGUUCAAAUUUCUCCUAAUUUAUGCAUAUUUGUAGGCAAUUUCCCCUAAUAUAAUGCAUUUUUGUACGUUCUUUUCAGAAACAUUUGCACACUUUACCCCGGUAUAUACAUCUUUGUACACAAUACUUGGCUGGAGAACUGCAUUGCAAAAUUCUGGGAAGUUGUGAAAAAUAAUGCACAAACCAAUGCAGAAAUGAGUAAGACUGGAAAAAUGAGAAACUGAAAUUGACAGAUUCAUCCACCUUUAGUAAGGAGAAUGCAACACUGGGGGUACUCGCAGGAGCAUGCUACUCCUUAGGACGAGAAGCUAGAUUGGGUAAACUAAUUUAAGUUUGUAAUUUAGGCAUGCAGGCUAGAAGCCAGGAUGAGCUCAUGCAAGGUUCCAGGUUCUGCUCUGUGCAGCAUGGAUGGCUGGAAUGUGUACAGACCAGCUUGUCAUUAUGAAAUACGAGCUCCGCAAUGGUUGACCAUCAAUGCUUAUUGUCAGUUUUAAAAACAAAGCUCGUGACAAACCCUUUUUUCACUUACAAACACUGGGGGUGGCGAAUGCAUUGGCAGAAAGUACACAAGUUCGGUAUUGCUGAAGCGGGUGCCCAUUAUAUCUAACCUAAAAAUUCACCAGGCCCACGGGAUACAAUUGCACAGAAGCGGCAUUGUUGCUCUGGUAUGAAUUACUGUGUCUUCGGCUUGUGUAUUAAAAGUAGGACCAGAUGUGGGCCCUAAAGCAACAUCUGGCCUCUGGUGGCUCCACCACAUUUCAAUUAAGCAACUAUUUUUGCUAAGAAUUUGUUUAUUAUAGAGCAAGGGUGGGAAAUCUGCGGCCCACUGGAUGUUGCUGGACUGCAGCGCCAUCAUCCCUGGCCAUUGGCUAUGCUGGAUGUGGCUGAUGGGAGCUAGUGUCCAACCAACAACAUCCCAGUUAAGAAUCAAAAUGCAAGGAAAUAAUGAAAUGGUGUGUGUGCGCGCGCACUGUAAACCUCUCUUCUUUAUGUGGCUGGAAUGUAGCCUACUGUAGAGUUGGUAAGAUUCACAUCCAUUGCUCGGCCUCAGAAGGUUCUCCACAAGGGGAUGUGUCCCUUUGACUGAAAAACACUCUUCACCUUUGAUAUUCAAGGUAGCAGGGUGGUUCCACUCUCCCCUCUAAAAAAAAUACUAAUGAAUCAGAACAAUUUUAACGGCAGUUCUGUUUUCCAGAAUGUAGAUAGAAGUGUAUUUUGCCACAUAAACUGGCCCUGUCCUUGAUGGUCUGCUGUAUAAUAAAUUAACUCAUCCCCACCUAGUAAUAAGGGCUUCAGAGUUACAGGCCUUGUAUGCAGAGGCAUGGCAAGACCAUUCCUUACAAUGCAAUACCCCCCCAAAAAGUGUGCAGUCUGUCUCAUGCAGAACUUCUGAAAGCCAUUCAAAUGAUAUCACACUUCAUAUUUUCAAUAGGAUAUACUUUGCAAAAGCACCAACAUACCUGUAUAUGUGUGUGGCAGUCAGAGUGUAGAGCAGUCUUCGCCAACCUGAUGGGAGUUGCAGUUGAAAACAUCUGGAGUGCACCAGGUUGAUGAAGCCUGGUGCAGAGGUUAUGGACUCUUUUUCAGUUAAACACGCAUGGAACUAUACCACACCCUCUAGUGGCAAUUUACAAAUCCGUGUUACAGUUUUUAUUCAUACCUCAAUGUUGCCCAGGGCUCACUGACCAUAAACAUUUGCAAUAUCUGGAUUUCAAAGUUUCCCCAUAUAGCCUUGUUCUAAAGGUGUGAGUGAGGGCAAGCUGCAUCUCCUGAAAAAUUUCUUUGCUGCACAACUGUUAAAACACAGCAGCAGCAAAUUUUUCUGCAGCUGGUCCUUCUGGAAAGAGAGAGCGCCUCAAAGGUGUACUGAAGAUCUGUUUUUAUUGAACCUAAUGUGUGUGUUUUUUAGUCAGUCACUCUUUUCAAGGGAACUAUAAAGUUGUCUACAGUCCAUAUAAAAAGUCAGUAAAAUAUAGCAUGGAAUAGACUGAACUUCAAAAUGUGUUAUUAUGUAUUUAAGAGUUUAGGUUUUUUCAAAAGUAUUUCCUUGACAUUAAAUGGAUUUAUAUGUAAUUUUAUUUUCAACGGAUUACCCUAGCUGUAACUUUGCCUACACGAGAAUGGGCCUGUUCAGUGGUGGGGGGCCCGUCUGUGGAAUGCUCUCCCCAGGGAGACGCACCUUACACCAUCCUUUUCUCAGGUGCCAGGCCUUUGGUAAUAAGUUGCCUCCUAUGUUGAUGUUCAUCUUUUAGUGGGGCGCGUAGGACUCAUCCUGAAAUGCUCAUCCAGUAACAUAACUGGAUGAGCACUUAAUAUAUUUUGUACUGUUCAUUGUUUUAAUUUUGGGGGGGAGAGGGAAAUUGCUUUCAUGUGUUGUGUCAAAUCAUUUUGAGGCUUUUUGUAUAAA
This is a messenger RNA of Rhineura floridana, 6977 nucleotides long. It is a transcript of the gene NCMAP, whose product is annotated as non-compact myelin associated protein. Gene Ontology annotation, cellular component: paranode region of axon; plasma membrane; Schmidt-Lanterman incisure. Gene Ontology annotation, biological process: regulation of myelination; peripheral nervous system myelin formation. Bases 395 to 712 code for a protein of 105 amino acids. Gene Ontology annotation, molecular function: structural constituent of myelin sheath. Lineage: Eukaryota; Metazoa; Chordata; Lepidosauria; Squamata; Rhineuridae. The transcript is spliced from 6 exons. The record is from RefSeq and is a predicted model, not a curated record.